ACAGCUGAUUGUCAAAUACGUCGUAUAGUGAAAACACUGAAAAAUGUCUCGAUCUCUUAGUUGUGAUGAAAAUGGUGGUAUUGGUUUAAAUAUGGCGAAUAUUGCAUGUCCUCUACCAUAUAUUUCUAAGAGGGAAUAUGGUCAGAUAUCAGAUAUUAAGUCUCAUUUGUUUAAUAAAAGACUUCUCGCAGCUAAAAACUUGUAUCGCCGUGAUCUAGUGUGUCAUUUUGGCUGUGUUAAUGCGAUUGAAUUUUCCAGCAAUGGCGAGUUGCUUGUAUCAGGUGGAGAUGAUAGACGCGUUAUGCUUUGGCAAUUUGGGCAGACUCUCCUACAUUAUGGAAAACCAGAAGCAAUGAAAGCUCUACAUCAAUCAAAUAUAUUUUGCCUAGGCAUCACAUCUGACAAUCAAAAAAUAUAUUCUGGAGGAAAUGAUGAUAUAGUGAUUGUACAUGAUUUAGAAUGCAAAUGCCCUAUGGAAGUACUACAGCAUCAAAGAGCUGUAUGCAGUUUAAGUAUUGACCCCUUCAAUGAGAAAGUUAUUUCAACAGCUGGAAAUGAUGGCCGCCUGCUUCUGUUUGACACUAGACAGUCUGUUCACGAGUCGUUAGUUAUCGCUCGCAGCGUAAAAGCUUUCCACGGUGUGAUGUUUCACCCCCAACAGGUCGGCAUUCUUGUAUCUGCCAAUGCACGGGAUGGGGUUGCACUGUGGGAUUUAAGGUCGCCAAAACACCCGGUUCUCCGCUACGGGGGUAAACACUCGUGUCAGAAUAGUAUGAGUGUGCGUUUCAACCAAGCUGGCACACACAUUCUCGCUUUGCGCCGACGUAUGGCGCCAGUACUAUACGCGGUACAGGCUCCCGAGCCGGUGGCGGAGUUCUAUCAUCAGGAUUAUUACAAUUCGUGUACGAUGAAGAGCUGUUGCUUCGCGGGGAAAGGCGAUGAGUAUGUGCUCUCCGGAUCUGAUGAUUUUAAUUUGUAUAUGUGGAAGAUACCGGAUACAGGGGGCGGAACUGAUACAGCGGUGGAGUUGCCGCAUAUAGUGUUAUAUGGUCACAGAUCAAUCGUGAACCAGGUCCGAUAUAACAACCACUAUUGUCUCAUUGCUUCAUCAGGAGUUGAGAAAAUUAUUAAAGUUUGGUCGGCGUUAGAGUAUCCAGAAAUGCGGGGAACAUUAUUGGAAGAGGCCCAGGGGUCGGACAAUCCGAGGGAGAUAUACAGCCAUGAGGAUUAUGUCUCUCUGGUACAUCACAGCGGACAGUCGAUAUCCCACAACUAUGCGGAACAAUCGACAAGCGAAGAUCCCCGUAUGAUGGCAUUCUUCGAUUCCCUUGUUCAACGUGAGCUUGAAUGUCUGGCUGAGGAGACUGACUCGUUGGACGGAUCCAGUUCAGCAUCACGAGCCGCCCACGACUCUGAUUCAAGCACGGAUCAUAUUGUCGUCGAUCUUUUACCCUUGCCGCCUAAGAGAGCGUCCCAAAAUGGCAGUAGGAGUUUGCGUUGUCCUAACCGGCUUGCGCGUCUGGUUGCAACGCGGUAUCCUAAAAAUUCCAGAGCCCAAAAGAGAGGAUCGCUAAGGCGAGAUAAGCAGUCCCGCCCAUGCGUGAGCAAGACAGGCAAGAGUAUAUCGGGGGCAAGUUGUAAGGGCAAACGGGCAGCUCGGCGUGUGCGCGGUAUACGUCGGCCCGUGACGCGUACGCUGGCGCCGCGUACACGUAUAUCAGCGCCAUCUAGUGAAAGAACUGAUUCAGAUGAACCCACCCAUUCUAUGUUUAGGAAUUCUGGGCGGAUUAUACGACCACUACGCAGACGCCUUAGUUUAACUAGAUCUUCAAAAAGAAAAAGUAAAGUCAAUAGUUUUAGGAAGUCAGUAUUAAGAAAUAAUGGUACAACGACACAAGACAGCAGUGACAAUAAUAUUUUUUCUAAUUUCGAUGAUAAUCUAGCAGUACCGAGUACAAGUACUGGUUACAGAGGCCAAAACUCGGCACUAUUUCGAAUAGCUGAAGUAGACUCUGAUGAUGACCAGUCAGCGAGCAGUAGACCAAUAUCCCCAAGGAACCAGAAUAAUAUUCCCACCAACUUAGUAAGCAUUAUCCCCACACCGAUUAAUGGUUCUAGAGAUUCCUUAGGAGACUCUUUAAAUGUUGAACCUCCAUCUCCCCACGAAAUACGCAGAAUCAAUCCAAGGAGAUCAAGACGGAACGGCAGACAGCUUCAAAGGUCAGAUUCCAGUGAAUCACCUCCCCCUAAAGAGUUAUCUAUACCCACGUCCCCCCCAGGUUACAAUAGAACACUUGCUAGAUUGAUGAAUGAAACGAAUGAGAGUGAGUUAGAGAGCAGUUGUUCCACGGAAAGUAAUCUUUGGCCGGCUCCAAGUGUGAAUGAAUCUGAUAAUCAAAUAGUCAAAUUCAGGCAGCGUGUGAAAAAGCCGCGGAGGAAUUUUAGGAGUCACAUGGAUUCUGACUCAAAUUAAUUGUGAUCUCCUGUUAGUUAUAGUAAUUUUGAAAGAGGUUUAAAGUUUUAGGUUACAGUGUUAAUGGGAGGUAGUUGUCUAUAAUUUCUUUGAUUGCAAUAGACAAAUCAGGCGCUGGCGCUGUAGUUUAAUUUGUUUUCGAUGCUUAAUAUUAAAGUCAAAAACCCUGCAUGUGUUGAAAUUGAUGAAUCUGUGGUGUCAUAAUUUAUAGAUUUCUAUGUCUAUGAAAUUGGCGUUGUUAUAUUACCUUCGCUAUGGCUAUUAUCUAUGACGAACAGCGUCUAUUGUAUUCAACUGUCCCUCGUAUUAAUAUUGUAAAAUUAUAAUAUUUUACACGUAAAAUAUUUAAAUGAUUUAACUAAAUAUCUAAAUUGCAACAGAAUCAAUAUUGCCUAUAUUGAUGAAAUAAUAAUUCAUGCUGGGGUUUAAUUUUGGACGCUACCUCUCAACAAUUCGCUUUACUAUAGGCCUGUAUUCACUUUAGAUCAGUAAUUUAGUAUGAUUAGUGCAGGUGUGUAGUGAAGGGGAGUCCAAUUCUUCUGUAGUGGCUCUGUUUAGUUAUUUCAGUAGUCGAUAGCUGUCAAUCAUAUUUUGACAAGCUACGAGUGAGGGGGAAGGAUGUGGCUACUCGUAGUUAACUCGCAAAAAAAUGAACACGCUUCUUAUCACGCCACUACGCAGAGAACUAAUCACCUGCACAAUUCACUAAUCAAAGUGAAUACAGGCCUUAUGACCAAGUAUUGCGUUUGGAAAAACAUUUGUAUUAUACCACUUUCCAUAAGGAGACUUUUUUAAAUAUUGGACUGCAUAUAAAGCUAUUUUAUGGCGUAAAAGAUUUUUCUUAUACAUUUAAUUAUAAAUGGAUUUAUCAGGUAAAAAUAUUUUACGGCAAUUGUAACGUGUCGUUAAUCGAUAUGUUCGCAAGAUAAUGCCGUACGCACAUUGUUUUAUAUUGUAGAGUUAGGCAUGCCUUUAUCUAAAGAAGAAAUCGGCCAAUAAUGUGUAUAGGUGCUCUCGCCUCAUUGACGUGUCGGUUUGUGGGCCAGUCUCGUUUAAAUUGGGCCAUUACUAUUAAACAUGGACUAAAAGUAUGUAGGGAUAAUAUUGCAAACUAUGGUAAUAAGUAAGGCCGAAAGGAUUUGGCUCUGUCUGUUAAACGAAUGUGUCUAGUAAGCUCUCUGAUUCGCCAUAGACAAUUAAUUAUUGUCAAAUGAGAUUGAGGUAUUUUGAAUAUUGUAUAAUUAUACCCGAAGUGAAUGUUUUCAUUUGUCAAGGCUAUCUACUUAUUGAAAUUAAAUAUUAUUUGUACAUGCAUUUAUUCACCAAAAAAUCAUUUUUCAUAUGUACACUCGUGAAUUUGACAUAUUUAGUUUAUAAAUUGAAAUUGU
Pieris rapae (cabbage white) is the source of this 3861-nucleotide messenger RNA. RefSeq names its product DDB1- and CUL4-associated factor 5. The record is from RefSeq and is a predicted model, not a curated record. The transcript has 13 exons. Lineage: Eukaryota; Metazoa; Arthropoda; Insecta; Lepidoptera; Pieridae. Gene Ontology annotation, molecular function: protein binding. Gene Ontology annotation, biological process: negative regulation of fatty acid biosynthetic process. Gene Ontology annotation, cellular component: Cul4-RING E3 ubiquitin ligase complex; cytoplasm. Bases 44 to 2473 code for a protein of 809 amino acids.